Molecule: messenger RNA, 1461 nt
Organism: Clunio marinus
Lineage: Eukaryota; Metazoa; Arthropoda; Insecta; Diptera; Chironomidae
Source: the annotation of a GenBank genome assembly
AUGUCACGAAAAAGCAGAAAAGGAUCGAAAGACAAGAAAUUGAUUUCAACAUCCGAUGAUUUCUUCUUAUCAUGUCCAAUCGAUGAUGAUAAUGACUUUGAUGAAGCACUUUCAAUGGAAUUUUUUGACUGCUGCUGUUUCGAUUGUACGAACGUCGAUUUUGCACAGUUUCAUGGGAAGAUAAACUUUUCAUUGGAUAAUUUAUGUUGCAACUUCUCGUCGAGAAAUUCUUCGACAGAUAAGAAACCAAAAAAGAAGAAAAAGUUGAAGAAGAAAAAUGGAACACCAUCGCCAAUUCCUGUGGAGACAAAUACUGACUUCGGGUCCCAAAGGAAAAUUGAAUUACCAUCCAAAGCACUUUCACCUAAGAGCUUUAAUUUGGACCCAAUUUCUGAUCAACUUAAACAUUCAAAUCGGUCAUUUUCAACCAGUGACCUUCCUGGUUUCAAAGGCUCAACAAAUUUGAAAAUGAAGAAGCCAAAAGGUAAUAAAAAAUCUACAAAACUUUGCAACACUUUGAAGUCUGAGGCACCUGCAAGUUUUCAGAAUCUUUGCAAUCGUUUCAAAAGUUCAAGUUUAUCAAAUCUCCUUCCGAUAUCGAGAAACGAAGCAACUUUGAAAAACAUUGUUCACUUAUCAGAUCAUGAUAAAAAGAUUCUUGAUCGUAUGUCAAUGAAGAAUUUGAAAGAACUUGCGUUGGUUGAGAAUGCAAUGAUGGCGAGAAAAUAUUGGGAGUCAGAAAAAUCUGAACGUGAACGUCUUAAAAAUGAACAGCAUGCGAGAUAUUUGAAAAUGGUUAAUGAAAAACGUCGACAAGAACAAGGCGAGUUAAUGCGACGAAAGCAAUUAAUUGAAGAGAAGCAGAAAGAAUAUUGCGAGCGAGUUCAAAAUGACAUUGCAGCGAAAUCAAUAAAAGCUGAAAACAUCUUGAAGAACAUUGAAAUGGAACGAGAAAUGAUGGAAUGUCGUAAACGACAACGCGAAUAUCAACGAAUUGAAGCAAUUCAAACGAACUGCGAAGAAAGCAAACUCGAUGAACAGAUUUGGCGUGAAACUAUCAUCGAUCGACUUGAAGAAAGAAUCAACAAAGCUGAGAACAUUCGAUGUAAGAAUCUCGAUGUUUAUCGGAUCAGAGUCCAAACCGACAAUCAACUUCAUCAACAAAUUCACGCUCAAAACUAUGAUCAAGCAAUUCGUGAAGAAAUACAAAAACGUGAUCAACUUCGUGAAAGAAUCAAAGAUCGUGAAAUGAAAUUAAGAAAAUUCAACGAACAACGACAACGAUUUGUUCAAGAAUCAAAAACACAAGCAAAGACAUCAGCUUUGUUGAGAGAACUUGUAAAACGUUCAUUUGGAUCAUUUAAAGUUCCAUCCGAUACUCCAAUCCAACGCAGUUGUGAAAAUGGAAGGUUUUCCAACUGUUCCUAUUCAAGCCAAGUGUCGCAUAUUCAUUUAAGUUGA